GGCGUGCAUCCCGUCCUCCGUUAGGCACAACAAGCAGCGUAUACAGAGCCAAGCAAAGAACCAGCCCGAUCCUUGCAAGCAUGAGGCCCCAGGCGCUGCUCGCCGCGCUAGUCGUCGUCGCCGUCCUCGCAGCAGCUCUGCCCCUCGCCCACAGCCAAGAUGCAGGGGCGACGCCGAGCGCGUGGCCGUGUUGCGACAAGUGCGGCUCGUGCACCAGGUCCAUCCCGCCGCUUUGCACGUGCAUGGACAUGUCACCGACCGGGUGCAACAAGGCCUGUAAGACCUGUGCCAAGCCCAACUCCACCCUCGCCGGCGGUGACGGCUUCCGGUGUGCGGACCGCAUCGCCAACUUCUGCAAGCGCCGCUGCACGCCGGUUGCAUGACUAAUUGGACGGUGGAUCAUGUCGCCUGAAUAAUGAACUUGUGCCUUUAAGUUUCUCUCGGUCUUCUUUCAGAGUUCCCUCUGCAUCUUGGUCUGCAUAGAUGUAGAGGAGAAAUGAACGGUCGAUGCUUGCUCAUGGUUUCUUUCUAUGUCUCAAAUAAAUUAAGAGCAUAUUAUAUGCUCAAACUCUUUUCUGUUAAA
Messenger RNA from Aegilops tauschii subsp. strangulata, 583 nucleotides. RefSeq lists its product as uncharacterized. Gene Ontology annotation, cellular component: extracellular region. Gene Ontology annotation, molecular function: serine-type endopeptidase inhibitor activity. Lineage: Eukaryota; Viridiplantae; Streptophyta; Magnoliopsida; Poales; Poaceae. The record is from RefSeq and is a predicted model, not a curated record.